This is a messenger RNA of Peronospora matthiolae, 1077 nucleotides long. The record is from the annotation of a GenBank genome assembly. NCBI's taxonomy places the organism in Eukaryota, Oomycota, Peronosporomycetes, Peronosporales, Peronosporaceae.
AUGCCACGCCGGACGAAAGCCGACGGCGCCAAGUCUCGGACCGGAUCUCAAGAGCCGUCGCUCGCGCCUUCGCCCGUGACAUCACAGAGUCUGCAGCUACACAACCGACGUCCGAUGAUGCGCAUCAAUCGAAGCAGUGGACGUGGCGCUAGUAAUGAAGCCGGAAUUGCAGGUGACCGUGGUGUGCAGAAAAGUGUACAGACGGCGUCCAUUUGGCAAGGAAGAGAGAGAUCUGAUGCAGCAGACGCUCAUGGUAAAAUGAACAACAUGCGGCGGUAUCUGCGAGCAGCACGGACGCUGUACGAGAGGCAAUGCCGGAUGAAGCGGCCGUUGGCUAUCCUAAAAAUGAAGCCCAACUUGUACGGACUGAAGAGUCUGUCCACGUUCGACGCUUUGGCAGUGCUGGUGUCGCCUCUCCGAGCACACCAAAUUCUAGACGACUGGACAGGAAUCGAGAUUGGUCUGUUUGAGGAGGCACAUGAGUGCUUUGGCAAGGACUUCCACGCUAUUGCGAAGCAGCUUCCGAAGAAAAGUGUAAAGGACACAGUUGCAUUCUAUUAUAUCUGGAAGAAGCAUGGGUCAGGCAUGAAAGCGCGAGACGACGGUAAUUUGUCGGACGACAUUCUGUCCGAGCCUGAACCAGACGUAACCAUACAAACACUCAAGCUCAUGGGUCGUCUUCAAAAGCGGCAGCUGUACAUUCAAGAUUACUUUGACACUGCUCGGGCUAUUUAUGCUCCUCAGCCAUCGUAUGCGUCGAACCAGAAGCGACAAAAGGUUUCUGCAUUUGGAUUACAGCGCAUUGCCUGCUUCCAGCGAGGCCUCAAAGGAGUUUCGCCAUUGCGCGUUCCAUCGAUACUCGACACGUGGACUCCGUUUGAGAUCCGACUGUUUGAAGUUGCAAUCGAGUGCCACGGCAAAGAUUUUCCGCGGAUUGCUGAUGUUACCAACAAGUCCUGCAGAGACGUGGUCGCAUUCUACUACAUCUGGAAAAAUGAUUCCCACUAUCAAGUCGUGAAGAAUCGUUGGGAAAGAAAGAAUGAAGCGGACUCAACGGCGAAAUCACCAGCUGACUGA